Labrus mixtus (cuckoo wrasse) is the source of this 4010-nucleotide messenger RNA. RefSeq names its product ankyrin repeat domain 40 (gene ankrd40). Gene Ontology annotation, molecular function: protein binding. The transcript has 5 exons. Bases 369 to 1631 code for a protein of 420 amino acids. Lineage: Eukaryota; Metazoa; Chordata; Actinopteri; Labriformes; Labridae. The record is from RefSeq and is a predicted model, not a curated record.
AUGAGGCGGGGGGUGUUUUUAGGAAGUAGCACACUGACGGAGCUCCGGCACGCCGCUGUCUGAUUUGAGUGGCUGUUAGCGGCGUUUCUGUCUACAACGUAAAGUAAAAACAGAAACAAAUGGCGUGGACGGAAGCUGCUGUACAAACACUCUGACCGUCAAACCCAAGUCGCUUUAGCCGAAGCUGCCACAAGCUAGCACCAAAGACUGCUAGCAGGUAGGUACGAUUAGCCCGGUGCUAAUGUUAGCUGUCAGGCUAUUCUUAGUGACCAUCAGCAGGGUAAUCUUUAGGCGAUUAGCAUUGACAGCUUAAUCCGAUUGGUUUUUGCGCAUCCUAUGAUCUCGCCACGCUAGCUGUCUGCACCAACAUGUCCACCACCUCGUUGGAUAAAGAGUUACAGGAGCGCCUGAGAGAGGCGUCUGCCAUCGGGGACAUCGACGAAGUGCGGACACUGGUGGAGAGUGGAGUCAAUGUGAACUCCCAGAACGAGAUCAAUGGAUGGACCUGCCUGCACUGGGCAUGCAAGAGGAACCAUAAGCACAUCGUGUCCUACCUGCUGAGCUGUGGAGCAGACAAAGACAUCCUCACAGCUAAAGAUGAGCUGGCGUCACAGCUCACAUCUAAACCAGAGAUCAAAAGACUUUUAGGAGUUGAAGUGGAGGAAGUGCCUGAAGUCAAGGAGCCCGAGUUGCCAAUCAUCCCUAACUACAUGUCUAAUCCGCCCUUCAUUUAUUCUAAGAUGGAUAACAAGUUAGAGGCCCUCCUGGACCAGCACCUUACACAGAAUGGUUCAGGAGAUCACAAUGAGGACGCACAGAGUGACACACCCUCCCUGUCCCCGACUCACGAGCCUCAAAAACCACAGAGCCUGGUCUCUGAUGGGCCCUCUUCCCCCGCCCCCCACAGCCAAGCCCAGACUGGGGAAUUAAUUCCUGUGAGUGAGCAGAACGGCGUGUCCACGAGCUCGGCAUCGUCCCACAACCACGCCGUCGUUAACCGCACGGUGCCCAUGGACCUGUCGGUCGAGCCUCACCUUGUCAACCACGCUGACUAUCCACACACGGUGGCACACAACGGCACCAUGUGCUCGCCUCCAUUGGCCUCGCAGAGCCCCGGCCUGGGCGGCGGUAGCAGCAGCAGCAGCGGCGUGGGAGGCCAGGUCCAGGCUCCAGUGGCCGGCGCCAACCCGACCAUGAGCAGGCAGCAGUCCAUCCCACAGCAGCUGAGCUACGGCCAGGCGGGGGGGCCCAUGCCCGCUUUCCAGCCCUUCUUCUUCACCAGCACUUUCCCUGUCAACGUGCAAGAGUUGGUGCUGAAGGUGCGUAUCCAGAACCCUAACGCCCGAGAGAACGACUUCAUCGAGGUGGAGCUGGACCGCCAGGAGCUCACCUAUCGCUCCCUUCUCAGGGUGUGUUGCCGCGAGUUGGACAUCGGCGCCGAGCACGUGGAGAAGAUCCGCAAGCUGCCAAACACCAUGCUGAGAAAGGACAAGGAUGUGGCUCGGCUGCAGGACUUCCAGGAGCUGGAGGUGGUGUUGGAGAAAGCAGAGGGCCUGUCUCUGUUCUCUGGGACUGGGGGUCUUACAGACAGACCCUGCUACAACAUGAAGGCCUCUCGCCUCACCUACUAGACGUACCCGGGAGCACGAGCUCUCCCUGCUUUACGACUGGGCUUCUGUAGCUUCUCCUCGAGCGACCUCUACUAGCUGCCUACACAGGUUUUCUUGUUCAAGCUUUUUUUCAGCCUUUUGGUGUUCGGCCAACUUCCUAACCGGGCUUUGUUUUUUUUCUAGUUCUGUAGCUAUUGUCCUCCUCCAGUCCUCCUCUGGCCCUCCUGCUGCUUUAGUGUACCCAACCAGUUCUAAGUGAUUACUGAUGCAUGGUGUCCUCGAUUGUGUGCGAAAGUAUUCGGAGCCCCCUCUCUCCUCUCUUUUCUCUCCACCCGCUGCACUCUGUGCCAAGGCUCCAGCAGGACGACAGAGGGAGGCAUCGGCUCGUCUUCCUGACAGACUGGACUCGAAUGGGACUCUUGCAAUAGCCUUAUAGUGACUCAUCCCUGUACUGGACUAUGUUUCAGAGAGAAGACGUGUCAAGAGGACAAUGGGAAGGAUUUAUAUAACUGGGACUUGUUGAAGAUCAUCAUCAGUACACAGAAAGGUCAAGUGGCAGCACAGUGGACUAGCACACAGCUAACGGACCCGUAGAGUGUUAUCUGAUAUCUGAGCUGACGUGCACACUUUCAUACACGCUGCAGGCAGAAACCCUGAGUGUCUUUCCGGCAGAGGGGCGUCCUGUACUGGCCUAAGGCGAAGAUGAUUCAUCUCACACCCGAGUGAGACUGUCGGGUAGUAGGACUACCAUUCUACUUUAAUCACACAAGGAUGGAUGCGUGGCUGUUGUUUUUUUUGUUUUUUUCAAAAUAUUUAAAAUCAUCCAGUCAUACACUGUGGAAAGGAAGUUCUUAGUUUUGUUGGAAGUGUUCUCUCCUGUGUCCUGUCAUGUCAGACAAAAACUUUGAUAUUCUACCGUACAGAUAAAUGUGCUGCAUCUUCAAAGCAGGACGAUUUUUUUUGGGGGGGGGGGAUUUUCUAUCAUGCACAAUCCCAUCUGCUUUGCAGUGUGAUGUUCAGUUCAGUCCGCAGAACAACUGUGAAGUAUUUCUUUUGAGUUCUGCUCAUUCCCUUUUAAAAAUGGGGGGAGAGCAUCUGUUGUGCUGUAAAGAGCCCCAUCGAAGUUUGUGUAUGAAGCGCACACACACGAUUUUUAGCUCAACGUUUAGCCUUAUUACUGUUCUUCUGUUUCAUUAGUUUCACUUUACAACCAAAAAAAACUAACCCAGCGUAAACAUUUAAGAUGAGGCGUGUGGUGCGUUCACACAUGCACUCAACUCCGGAAAACUGCAUGUGUGAACGCAAACGCUCCGACUUCUCCUGGAAUUCUUCAGGCUAGCCCACUAUUAACUUUUUUCCAUGUGAAGUCGGGGCUCUGGUUUUAUGAUUAGGUGCUUCCUGGUUCCUGUGCUACUCAUUUAAUGAGCGUUUUGCCACCCUAUGUUCAAACCCAGACUGUCUCUAUGAUAACUUUAUUUCAACUUGAACACAGAGCUCUUUGUGUGAUUCAGUUUGGUUACUAAGGUCCGUGUAAUGCUAAUAUUUUCAAUGUUCUACCAUGAUUUGUAGCCUAAACAGAGUUUUGUUGCUUUAGUGAAGACUGACAUGAAACACUAAAACAUUCUCAUACUGUGUGUUAAUAUAUAAACUGGGCUUUAACAGGUCAAGAGGUCACGCUGCUUUCAUCGACACUUUAUAUUCCAUUGAACUAACAAACACUGGGAAUCAUUUCUGUUCAGUCAUUACAAUCAAACUGUCUCUGACCCAGUGGUUACAUGUUUACUGUUCCAGUUAUACCUUAAGCUCUAACUGUAUUUCUAUGUUUUUUUUAAAUUAAUUUGUACUUUUUUUUUUUUUUUAACCAGCUAGGCCUGUUGUGUUCGUGUCAAAAAGUCUUCUACCGUGCGAGAAAGAGUUCAAACGAAGGGGUGAGAAGUACCGAGAUGCUGUUGUUGAAGCAAAGUGCAAUGAAGGGGGGGGGGACGAGGGACGAGAGGUCGCUGUGAGCAGAGAGGAUACCAAGAGUGCUUCUUUUAACGUUCCCAGCUGUGUUCCAUGCUUUAUAAAGUCGUGCCACAUGGUAACGGCGGGGAGCUCGGUGGAGAAGGUGAGACCCCCCCCGGGUGAGCGAGAGUAGCAUGUUUGAAACAUUUUUAUAAGACCCUUCUUUUUGAUUGUGUCGGAGGGAGGGAACUAUAAAGCUGUAAAUGUCGGGGGUUGCUUAUUGUUCUAGAGAAAGCAGAAUACAGUUCGACUUAACCUAUGCAUUCAGAGUCUGAUAUUUUUAUAUUCAGUACGUUCUGUGUACUUGUACAAAUAACCUUAGGCACUGUUAACGUUGUGUUUUUUUUUUGUUCUUAAGACUUGUAUCUGUCUUUGAUAAAGCAUGGUGAAUCACUU